GCGGAAGCAGCGGGGGAGUUCGCGGUCGCGGUGUUUGUCGUGACUACCUUGCCGUGUUUCCGAGUGCGUGAGCAGCAGGUGGAGUCGGGCAGGCGAUUCGCAGGUCAUGGCAGAGGACGACGGGCGGCAAGAGGAGGAGGAGGAGGAGGAGGAGGAGGAGAGGAGGAGGAGGAGGAGGAGGAGGAGGAGGAGGAGAGAGGGUGGAGGAGGAGAAUGAGGAGGAGGAAGGAGAGGCAAGAGAGAGCGGUGGGCUCCUUGGGUUAAUGCUUCCAUUCCGCACGCGGGCGGAUGAUCCAUGUGGGCGAAGGUGGUGAAAGUGGGGCAGGAGAGAGCAGAGGGGUGCAGGGGGCAGAGGAAGACGCGGACGAGGAGGGUGGGGGGGAGAAGGCGGAAGCGAGAAGACGGCGGAGUAGAGGCGAUAUGGCGUCCAAUUACCGUAGUGAUGGAGAGAGCGGCGGUCGCUUGGCGGAGGCGAAGGAAACGGACAUUGCCGCCGCGGGUGUCAGUCAGCGGGAACCUCCGACGGUUGCGAUCGCGAUCGCGCCAGAAGCUGCGGAGGUAGCGGCGAAACGAGAGAAGCCUGCGCUAGGGGUCGCGCCCGCCGCCGCCGCCGCCGCCGCAGCAGCAGCAGCAGCAGCAGGAGGAGGAGGAGGAGGAGGAGGAGGAGGAGGAAGGCGAUGUGUACAUGGCGGGCAAACGCGCAACGAUGGGGGGGUCGUCGGGCUGGCGCAACCGUCGGCCCUCUUGCGAGAGGGGGGCGGGGGGGGGAUGGCGGAGGGGGAGGAGGAUUAUGAUGUGGAUAUCUUAGAAUGCUCGACGGAUGGGUUACAGCGCGGUGAUGAUGAGCAGGGGGACGUUGGUGGACGCGUAGUGGGCGGGAAGUGGGAUGAUGAUGACUUUCAAGGGUCGGGAUCUGAGGCGGGCAGCUCGUUUGCGGGCACUUCGUCCGCCCGGAGCGGAGACGAGCGGAAGGACGAUGACGACGAGGAGUGUGAUUGGGCGGAUCGGAAGUCCAUCUGGGAGAGCGAGCGGCAAGGGGUUACUGCUGACGUGGCAGCAGGAGAUGCGAGUACGAGUGGACGAUCCAAAAAAGCUUUGAAUGUGGAAUGGAAGAGCUACCGAAGGGCUAUUGAAUGGCGGUGUAGGUGGCUUGAAUUGAGAAUGAUGCAGAUUCAGAUGCAGGCAGAGAGAUAUGAGAGAGUGUACGAGAGGUUGCGUUCCUCAAAGGCAAGGCAUUGGUGGAGGGGGAGGAGGGGUGGUGAAGAUGAGGAUAUAACAGAUAAUUUGGAUGAAUCUUGGGACGGAGAAGCUGGCUUGAAAGCGGGGGAGACGGGAGGGGGCAUAUCGGCAAGAACGCAUACGCAUUGGGCAAGCAAUUGGGCGAUGAAGAGGGCCAAGGUGCUUCGGAGGAAGAGGAGACGACGGGAUGAAGCGAAGGACAUGGCGGCAUACUUUGCAGUCCAUCCACUGUAUUCUCGUUAUGAGAAAUCGCAUCGCAAGGGGCUUUCCGGUCAGAAGAGAGCAGAAGAGGAUAUGAAUGGUGGGGAAUUCUGUCAUUACCUUUUUUUAAGUUUUUUUCUUUCUUUUGAUGUGCUGUAACUGCUGUUGAUAUUGUGAGGGAGGGAGAGAGGCCUUUGGUGUACGGAUGUGAGAUUGAGUUUGCAACUUUGCAUUGCUUUGAUUG
Chara braunii is the source of this 1684-nucleotide messenger RNA. NCBI's taxonomy places the organism in Eukaryota, Viridiplantae, Streptophyta, Charophyceae, Charales, Characeae. The record is from the annotation of a GenBank genome assembly.